ACUAAACUACGAUAAAUACAUAAAAGAAGAAGACGAAGACCAAUGAGUGCGUUCAUUUCUGAUCACGUGACUCAGAAACAUGGCGUCUCGCUGAUGAGGAGAGCUGGAUGAAAAUAAAGCAGAAUUUUUCUUUGAUUAAUUGAAUUUUAGGGUCCAGAUUUCCUGUGAACUUUACACGCACAUUCACGGUAAUACUUUGUUUUGUAUGGAGAUGGUUAAUGAGUCGCUUUAUGUCUUUGCCGUCUAAAUCUGCUCUGUGAUGAACUCUGUUGUGAACUAAUUUAACCAGAAUAAACUCUUUCUCUUGUUGUUUAAUGGUUUUGUCCCGUGGUGCGUUCAUGGUCCCUCUCACCUGUGCAGGUGAUGAAGCUGCGCGUGCAGCUGCAGUGUAAGAACCUGCAUGAAUACCUGAGAGAGCUGAGUCCUGAGAUCCUGGACCGGCUGUACAACCACCCAGCGACAUGUUUGGCUGUCUACAGGUGAGACUUUUACACCUGAACCUGUUUAACACAACACAACCACCUGUCCUCAGGUGAGAUCAAUACCUUUACAACCAACUCGCACACACACACACCCCUGUACAAAAUAAACACAUACAACCACCCGGGGACCCGUUUGGCUCACUACAGGUGUCAACUCAUGUUUACCUUGUUGUAUUGACUUUCAUAUGUUGUGUAUUUAUUAGGAAUUUAUUGUGUGGUUGUUGUUUCAUAGGGAGCUUCCCUCUCUGGCGAAGAACUAUGUGAUGCGAAUGCUGUUCCUGGAUCAGCCUCUUCCUCAGGCUGCUGUAGCUCUGUGGGUGAAGAAGGACAGUCAGAGGUGAGUCCACGCAUCAGAACUUCAAUUGAUUUAUAAUGUGUUUCAGUCUCUGAACAACCAAACAUGUCUGUGACUGUAUGUCUGAGACCCUGGAUCACGAUGUGUGUGUCUGUGUUUGUCUCUGCAGCGAUCACGAUGAGUGUGUGUCGGUGCUAACAGGACUCCGUCUGUGGCACAGUCAGCAGUUGCAGGGAGGUCUGCAGGGUUACAUCUUAAAUCCUGUGUUUAAAGAGAACCUGAGGAUCGCUCUGCUUGGAGGGUAGGUCUAUGUUUAUUACACAGAGAAUAUGCACUCAGCUGAUGUUCUGUAACAACAUUAUCCUUCCAAUCCUUUAAAAUAUCAUUAAAAUCACAUCUAAUCAUGUCCUAAACACGUCAUUAUCUGUUAUGCUCAUGUUUUUCUUCUUAUGUACACUUAUAAUUUCUCUAUCUCUGGUUGGGCUGGUUGAUGAUUAGUAUAUGUUCUAUUUAUGACAAUUUGUAUAUGUUUUGACCUUUCUCUACUCAUUGUAUAUUUAAAACAUGUCCUAAUGUCCUAAUUACUAUGUUGUUUUGCACCCUGUGCCUUUACUGACAAGAGUGGAACUCUGUAUAAGCUUAUCAGCUUCGUUGCCUCCUUGCACUGUUUUUAAUCUGUGCUAAAUGAAAAAAAAAAAAAAAUAAAUAACUUCGUAUGAUUUUGAAGAUUCAGAUCUACAGGUUCUGGAAAAGUUGUGACAAUUUUUAGUUUCUGGAAGUAAAGUUUCUGCUGCUGUGUUGUCACAAAGGGGCAAAGCAUGGGCAGAUGAGGGCGCCACCCUGGGUCCAGACCGUCACGCUCGGGACAUUGAGAGUCUGGACCGCUAUGCCAUGGAGCGCUGGGAGGUGAUCCUGCAUUUCAUGGUGGGGUCUCCCUCUGCUGCUGUCAGCCAGGAUCUGGCUCAGCUGCUGGUUCAGGCAGGACUCAUGAAAAGGUGAAUCCGAGCUAUAGCACAGCAGGGUGAGGGUGGGCGUGUAACCUGACGUCAUCAGAAGUCUUUAACAUGUCACUCUUUUUUUCUUCUGUGGUUUUCAGUGAAGCAGGAGAGGCACCCUACAUCACCUCUGCUGGUUUCCAGUUCCUUCUGCUGGACACGGCCUCUCAGCUCUGGUACUUCACCCUGCAGUACCUCAAAACUGCUCAGGUAUCUUUAAACUGUUCCAGUUUGUCAGGACUUUUCUGCUGUCUUCAACUGCUUGGGUUUCAUUAGAACUUUUCAUGUACCUUAAAACCACUUGGCUGCUCCAGUGAUACUCAAGUGCUAACACACUGCUGCAGUUUGCUCUUGUGUAGCAUCUCUACUCUCUGCAGGACAGAACUGUGCUGUAAGCUCCCGUCUAGAAGAUGAGCUUUAUUGGGGGGGAGACACUUUUUAUGGGCUUAUUGAGACGUGGAUUUCAACCAGUGAGACACAAAUUUUUCAGUUUAAAACAAAACAACAUUCAUAAACAAAUGCAGCGAGAACAUCUGAUCUAGAUCAUAAAAACCCACCAAUUCCCAGCAGCCUAUAAAGAUAUCACUGUUUGUGUCCGCGAGUGUUUGUGAAAGAGAGUUUUGUUCAUCUGUAGAGAAAGAGUUCAGUAUGUGCAAACAGCAGUGGAGAGAGGAGACUUACUUCCUUUACUGUAAAGAUUUAGAUGUAUUUGACUCUUUGCAUGUAGUUUAUGAUGGAGACUGUGUGAUUUUGUCUUAUUCGCACAGGUUUAGAGGUGCAAAAUCUGCAUAUGCCUUUAGUCAAUCGGAGCCUGAGAGUCUCUACUGAUAUAUUUUCUGGUCCUCAUCUUUUUCAGUCCAGAGGGAUGGACCUGGUGGAGAUUUUAUCCUUCUUGUUCCAGCUCAGCUUCUCCACCCUUGGCAGAGUGAGUUAUCAUCUUCAAGUCUGUUCAACUCAGUUACAGUCUGUGUGAUUCUCCACUCCAACACUGCUCCUAUGAGUUAGAGUUUCUCUGGUAUCCAUGGAUCAAUUUCUGCCUUUGUGUUUCAGGAUUACUCUGUGGAGGGGAUGAGCGAGUCUUUACUCACCUUCCUGCAGCAUCUUAGGGAAUUUGGACUUGUCUUCCAGAGAAAGGUGAGACACAGAGACCUGGAGAGAGAAAAUCACUUAAUAUACUGUCAGCAACACCUCCUCCAGUCCCCUCAGUGAAAAGGAGACUGUACUGACCCUCCUGUAAUAACACUGGGAGCACAGAACAAAGGGGAGCUACUGUGAAAACAGACUCAGAGUCCAGGUGUAAAAAAAAGGAUCCUAUUGUUCAUGAAAUAAUGUAAUGCAUGUAACUAUAAUGAGAUUUCUGUUUCGUACAGAGGAAGUCGAGAAGGUACUACCCAACCAGACUGGCUAUCACUCUGGCUGCAGGAGUUACCAGCACCUCCUCCUCCUCUUCUUCAUCCUCCUCCUCCUCCUUCGCCUCUGCCCCUAGUACAGGAGACACAGGAUUCAUCGUUGUGGAGACGAACUAUCGUAUCUAUGCUUACACUAGUAGGUUUGAACAGUUCCAGCACCAAUGCACAGUGAGAUAUCAGUUUAAGAGAUUAUUUCUGAGAGAUCUGUGUUUAAUUGCAGCUCCUGAAAGGAUGCAGAGACCCUAACCCUGUCCGUCUGUUUCUCUUUCUGUGUUUUUAUCCCUCCCACUCUCUCUCUCUCUCUCUCUGUAAGAUUCUGAGCUUCAGAUUGCUCUGGUGGCUCUGUUCAGUGAGAUGUUGUAUCGUUUCCCUAAUGUAGUCGUGGCUCAGGUCACCAGAGAGUCAGUACAACAAGCCAUCGCUAACGGCAUCACUGCACAACAGGUACUCACCUCACACACAGAAAAGCACGCAGGCACACUGCAGGGCAAGUUCAGAGUGAGACUGCAAUCAGAAGUCUCUUCUUUCUUAUCAAAAUAACAAAAAUCUGAGGGCUCUGAAAAUUAACACUGCAGAAAAACCAACCGUCUCUUUGACUUUCAGAUAAUCCACUUUCUGAGGACCAGAGCUCACCCGGUCAUGCUCAAGCAGGUGAGUCUAUGUCUGUGUAUUCUGACAGGGAAAAGAAAACUUGACAGUUUGGAUUGUAGGAUCUCUGCAAAGUUUCUUCAUUCUCCUCUCUUACUCACUGUUUCAGACUCCUGUUCUUCCUCCGACCAUCACAGAUCAGAUCAGACUGUGGGAGCUGGAGAGAGACAGACUGCAGUUCACUGAGGGUCAGAUUCACUGAGAUUUCUAUACAGAGUUCCUGCAAAAAGUUCUAAUAAUGUUCACUUGACUUUCACAGGUCUGAAACUUUAGACAUCUCUUUGACUGCGACAUGGCUGCAUGUUGGAUCCAACUCAAAAGCAUCAGCUCUCACACCUAAAUCUUCUCAUUAACCUUUAUCAGUCCAUCAGUAUAAGUGAUCAGUACAGUCUUGUAGAAAUAGACCAUCAUGCUGUGCAGUCUAUCAAAGAGAGUCCAUCAGAAAUCAGUCAUUGAUGUAAAUCUGUGUUUACAUUGACGGUCAUUUACUGAGCAACUCUGAGGGUGUUUAGACAUUUUCAUUCAUUUCUGAAUGACAAAAGACAAAACAGAGUUGGGGAUUUAGACUAUGUUUAUCCUGUUUUAAUGUGUGUGUGUGUGUGUGUGUGUGUGUGUGUGUGCACUGCGUGCGUGUGUGCAUCUGUGAGCUGAGCUGUAUCUGCUGCUGUUUGAGCUACUGCUUUCUGUAAAAGAGAGGAGGAGGAGGCAGAAUGACCUUCAUCCCUCACCUGACUGUGUGUUUGUGUGUGUUCUGCAGGUGUGCUGUAUAACCAGUUCCUGUCCCAGGCAGACUUCGAGGUGCUGCGAGACAGAGCUCAGGUCAGAUUAAUUUAUUUUGAUCCUUUUUUCUUAAAAACAGGUGGGGCAUGGGUCAAACUUUAAAAUCCAAAUCCAGGUUAAAUUCAUGUUUCUACAGCAUGGUUCUGUUAUUACAGUUGGUACUUUUCAUGCUGAUAUAUGUCCAACGCAAACUGCCAUGUUUAAAUAAGUCAAAACUUCCGCUUUUGCCCUCACACAACAAAAGGUGUGCCGUCCAUCUUUAUAUCCAAUCAGUGCUCUCAGCCUUUUGCUGGAACUACAAUUAACUCUUGACUUUUAACAACAGUCUAUCAGAAGACACGGUGGAUAAGGGCAGUUGAUUUUUUUGUUCCUCCUGCUGCUGUCUGACAUCUUUCCCAGCUGUUAACCUGUUGUUUACAUUCUGUUUACCUGUUGUUUUUGUUGUAAUUGUGGUCUUCAGGGUCUGGGCUGUCUGGUGUGGCAGGAUGUGGCUCACAGGGUGAUAGUGGUGACCCCCCAGGGUCACAGUGAGGUCAAAAGGUUCUGGAAACAACAGAAGACUCACACGUAGCAGAGGGAGGAGGGGCAGAGCUGUCACGCCUGGUAACAGGUGUUUUCAGUGUUUUGUAUGUUUCAUAAAUGUUGAUGCGGUUUUGUUUUGGAUUAAAUGAUGAGAGAAAGAAAGGAAAA
This is a messenger RNA of Xyrichtys novacula (pearly razorfish), 5299 nucleotides long. NCBI's taxonomy places the organism in Eukaryota, Metazoa, Chordata, Actinopteri, Labriformes, Labridae. The record is from the annotation of a GenBank genome assembly.